UUCUUUCAAACAUUAAUUUAUUUUGUACGACAAGGUUUAGUUGUGUAACCUGAACUGAUCUGAAAGUCACUAUGUGGCUCAGACUGCAGCAACCCUUCUGCCUUGGCCUUCCGAGUGGUGGGAUCGUCACACAUGCACUCCCAUGCCUAACAAUGGCCGUGUGGGUGUCUUCUUCAUGUCCUAUAUGGGUAAGGUCAAAGAAGGAUGCCUUCUGUCCUGCUGUGGCACUCUCCACCUUCUUCCCUUGAGACGGGGUUUCUUACUGCCUAGAGCUAUGCUGGUGGCCAAUAAGACCCAGUCAUCUUCCAGUCUCCACCAGCUGUUUUACAUGGUAACUGGGAUGAAAUUUCAGGUACUUGUGCUUAUACAAGCGUUCUACCUCCUGAGCCACGCCCCCAGCGCCUCACUGGGGAUUCUAAGCAUGGCUCCACCCUCUGCCCCCCCCAGACCUCCACUGGGGGAUUCUACACAGGGCUCCACCCCGAGCCACGCCCCCAGCCCCUCAUUGGGGGAUUCGAGGCAGGAGUUCCACCAGUGAGCUGUGUUGUGUGGCACAUAUUGGUUUGUUCUGUCAUUCUUCUGCCUCAUCCUCCGCAUCACACCUGCUGUCUCUUCACAUUUCCAUUCCUGACAUCUGUUUCCUCACUUCAUCCUCUCCCAGACAUAUUGGCAGAUCAAGAGGCCUAACCUGCUGGGUGUGAUAUUUAAGGAGUUGUUGCUCUGGGUCUGAGGCACCUGAAGAGACAUCUGAGAACAGAACUUGGUGUGCUUUAGAGGAUCAAAGCUGCACAGUUCCCUCCCCCGAGUGUCACUCUUAGUUCUGCCCCAUGCAGCAGGCCCACUGGCAACAGAUGGGUAAAGGGAGGCACCAGGGUGCAAGCCUCAGCCUAUUAGGAACCUGAGGAUGUCAACAGAGCCAGGGAUGGAGGACUGGAGGACCUGCUUCCUCCAUCACCCGCUGAGGCCUUUUCAGAAUCCUCCAGGCUAUCCCAGUGGGUCCCAGUGAUGGAACUCAAGUCAAUCUGAGUGGCAAUAGCCUACACGCCCCUCCGCUGUCUCCCCGGCCCCAUCUCAUAGCUUUUGAGCAGAAUAGAAGGCGAGGUUUUCAGAGGAAAUGGGAGCACGCCCAGGAUGCAGGUGGCCUUCUCAGGAAAAAGCCAGUCUUAGCUCAUUAGGACCGGGCGGCCCAGAGGUUUGGGUUUUUUCCACCUGUAAUUUUUUAACAUUACUCAGAGUGUCUUUUAGAAGGUUAAAGGUUGGGGGUGGAGUGGAAACUGAAGCUGAAAUGUGUGCUGGCUGCAGCAGGUCCCGGCCCGGGGCAGGUCCAGGUGGCUCCAAGGACACGAAUGGACAGGAGCCUGGGGCAGAGUGGGGGUUUGGGAGUGGGGGGGGGUGUGCUCUGUGAAUUCAGGUCCCCAGCAGCAUCCCUGCUUUUCUGUCUCUGCCGGGCCUCUAUCCCAGAAAGGUGCCCAGCGGCACAGGUUUCUAGUCUACCACCACCCGGGCCUCCCGCCCCGCCCCGCCCCCAGGGUGCCCUGACUUUCCGUAAAUGACGGCGGCCAGGAAGCUCAGGGGCCGCACAGGAAGAAGCAGGGACUUUCCUGUCGCAGCCCCGGCUGCCCCCUGCCUCGGCUCGGCUGCAGGAUUUCUCUGUGUCACCCUGGAACUCACUCUGUAGACCUCGAAUCCACAGAGGUUCACCUGCCUCUGACUCCGGAGUGCUGGGAUUAAAGACAUGCACCACCACUGCCGGGACAGAUUUUUUUUUUUUAAUUUUUUAAAUACAAUUUCAUGCAGCCCAGACUGGCCUUGAACUUCUAAUCUUCCGCCUCCAUCUCUGGAGUUUUCUGGUAACAAGCUAUACUCAUGGCACCUCCAAGCGAGGAGACACCUCUCAUCUCUCAGCGCUCUUGUAGCCUCUCAUCCUCAGAAGCAGGAGCCCUGCAUGUGCUCCUUCCUCCCCGGGGACCUGGGCCUCCCCAGCGACUGUCAUUCUCUUUUGGGGACUACUUGGCUGAGGACCUGUGUGUGCGGGCUGCCAAGGCCUGUGGCAUCCUGCCCGUUUAUCAUUCGCUCUUCGCUCUGGCCACCGAGGACUUGUCUUGCUGGUUCCCCCCAAGCCACAUCUUCUCCAUAGAGGACGUGGACACUCAAGUCUUGGUCUACAGGCUACGCUUUUAUUUUCCUGGUUGGUUUGGACUGGAGACCUGUCACCGCUUUGGGUUACACAAAGAUUUGACCAGUGCCAUCCUUGACGUACAUGUUUUAGAACACCUCUUUGCCCAGCACCGCAGUGACCUGGUGAGUGGGCGUCUCCCAGUAGGCCUUAGCCUGAAGGACCAGGGAGAGUUCCUGAGCCUAGCUGUGCUGGACCUGGCCCAGAUGGCUCGUAAGCAGGCCCAGCGGCCAGGAGAGCUGCUGAAGUCCGUCAGUUACAAAGCCUGUCUGCCGCCCAGCCUGCGCGACCUGAUCCAGGGCCAGAGCUUCGUGACGCGCAGGCGCAUCCGCAGGACCGUGGUCCAGGCGCUGCGCCGUGUAGUAGCCUGCCAAGCCGACCGCUACGCACUCAUGGCCAAGUACAUCCUAGACCUUGAGCGGCUGCAUCCAGCGGCCACCACUGAGUCCUUCCUCGUGGGACUCCCGGGCGCCCAGGAGGAGCCGGGUUGCCUGCGUGUGACAGGGGAUAAUGGCAUCGCCUGGAGCUCCAAGGACCAGGAGCUUUUCCAGACCUUCUGUGACUUUCCAGAAAUCGUGGAUGUCAGCAUCAAGCAGGCUCCACGCGUGGGUCCGGCAGGGGAGCACCGGCUAGUCACCAUCACCAGGAUGGACGGUCACAUCCUGGAAGCGGAGUUCCCGGGGCUGCCUGAGGCGCUGUCUUUCGUGGCGCUCGUGGAUGGGUACUUUCGCCUGAUCUGCGACUCCAGGCAUUUCUUCUGCAAGGAGGUGGCACCGCCACGGCUGCUGGAGGAAGAGGCGGAGCUGUGCCAUGGACCCAUCACGUUAGACUUUGCCAUCCACAAGCUGAAGGCUGCUGGCUCCCUCCCGGGCUCCUACAUUCUCCGACGCAGCCCGCAGGACUAUGACAGCUUUCUUCUUACUGCCUGUGUCCAGACUCCUCUUGGCCCCGACUACAAGGGCUGCCUCAUCCGCCAAGACCCCAGUGGGGCUUUCUCCCUGGUUGGUCUCAGCCAGCUGCACAGAAGCCUACAGGAGCUGCUCACAGCCUGCUGGCAUUCUGGACUGCAAGUAGACGGCACUGCCCUGAACCUCACAUCUUGCUGCGUCCCCAGACCCAAGGAAAAGUCCAAUUUGAUCGUGGUGCGUAGGGGCCGCAACCCCACGCCUGCCCCCGGGCACUCCCCAUCCUGCUGUGCGCUGACUAAGUUGAGCUUCCACACAAUCCCAGCAGACAGCCUGGAGUGGCACGAGAAUCUUGGUCACGGCUCUUUUACCAAGAUCUUCCAUGGCCAUAGGCGGGAGGUUGUGGAUGGUGAGACACAUGACACAGAAGUCCUCCUGAAGGUUAUGGACUCCAGACACCAGAACUGCAUGGAGUCCUUUCUGGAAGCCGCAAGCUUGAUGAGCCAAGUAUCCUACCCGCACCUGGUGUUGCUGCAUGGAGUCUGCAUGGCUGGAGACAGCAUCAUGGUGCAGGAAUUUGUGUACCUUGGAGCAAUUGACACGUACCUGCGCAAGCGUGGUCACCUGGUGCCGGCCAGCUGGAAACUGCAGGUGACCAAGCAGCUGGCCUAUGCCCUUAACUACUUGGAGGACAAAGGCCUCCCUCAUGGCAACGUCUCAGCGAGGAAGGUGCUGCUAGCUCGUGAGGGGGUUGAUGGGAAUCCACCUUUCAUCAAGCUGAGUGAUCCUGGUGUCAGCCCAACUGUUUUGAGCCUGGAAAUGCUCACUGACAGGAUUCCCUGGGUGGCCCCGGAGUGUCUCCAGGAAGCUGGAACGCUCAACUUGGAGGCUGACAAGUGGGGCUUUGGCGCCACCACGUGGGAGGUGUUCAGCGGGGCACCCAUGCACAUUACCUCGCUGGAGCCCGCCAAGAAGCUGAAGUUCUAUGAGGACCGGGGACAGCUGCCGGCCCUCAAAUGGACAGAGCUGGAGGGGCUCAUCGCACAGUGCAUGGCGUAUGAUCCUGGCCGGCGCCCCUCCUUCCGAGCCAUCCUCAGAGACCUCAACGGCCUCAUUACAUCAGAUUACGAGCUCCUCUCAGACCCCACACCUGGCAUCCCGAAUCCCCGAGAUGAGCUGUGUGGUGGUGCCCAGCUCUAUGCCUGCCAGGACCCCGCCAUCUUCGAGGAGAGACACCUUAAGUACAUCUCCCUGCUGGGCAAGGGGAACUUCGGCAGCGUGGAGCUGUGCCGCUACGACCCUCUGGGAGACAAUACGGGACCCCUGGUAGCAGUGAAGCAGUUACAGCACAGCGGGCCAGAACAGCAGAGGGACUUCCAGCGAGAGAUUCAGAUCCUCAAGGCUCUACACUGUGACUUCAUCGUCAAGUACCGGGGAGUCAGCUAUGGGCCUGGUCGCCAGAGCCUGCGGUUAGUGAUGGAGUACCUGCCCAGCGGCUGCCUGCGGGACUUCCUGCAGCGCCACCGCGCGCGCCUGCACAACGACCGCCUACUGCUGUUCGCCUGGCAGAUCUGCAAGGGCAUGGAGUACCUGGGCGCACGCCGCUGCGUGCAUCGUGACCUGGCUGCGCGCAACAUCCUGGUGGAGAGUGAGGCGCAUGUGAAGAUUGCUGACUUCGGCCUCGCUAAGCUGCUGCCUCUCGGAAAAGACUACUACGUGGUCCGCGAGCCGGGCCAAAGUCCCAUCUUCUGGUACGCCCCUGAGUCCCUAUCUGACAACAUCUUCUCCCGCCAAUCUGACGUGUGGAGCUUCGGCGUGGUGCUGUAUGAGCUCUUCACCUACAGCGACAAGAGCUGCAGCCCAUCCACUGAGUUCCUGCGCAUGAUGGGGCCUGAGCGUGAGGGAUCCCCGCUCUGCCACCUCUUGGAGCUGCUGGCAGAGGGCCGCCGUCUCCCACCACCCUCCACCUGCCCUACUGAGGUUCAAGAGCUCAUGCAGCUGUGCUGGUCGCCCAACCCACAAGACCGGCCAGCAUUUGACACCCUGAGCCCCCAGCUGGAUGCGCUGUGGCGCGGAAGCCCCGGAUAGCAAGCAGCCAGGGAUGAGCGUGAGCUUGGUUCCUAUGAUCUGGCGGUGUGACUUCAGGCGGGAAGCUGUCCCUCUCUGGGCCCCAGCACCCCCAAUCCCCUCUGGCCACCUCUUCCCAUCAUUCUUCCCUCCCAGAAUGGGGAUGUUAAAUAAGUGACCCCAGGCUCUGCACGGUUGUCAUUACCUCUGGAAAUGCUUUACUAGCAAGUCUGCCUUCUGCAGAACUCACAACCCCAGGUCCCAAGAGCACCCUAGACUUGGCCAGAAACCCACCCAGACUCCCAGACCCUCUCUUGACCCUAGGUCUGUGCCCAGUCCCUUGCUCUCCUGUCCAUGGGUUUCUUGGGGGCUGUGAAACCUCAGCAUGGUCUCCUGAAAGAUUGGGUUCUGGGAGUGUUUGUUGAAUGAAUAAAUGAAUUCAAUAGAAAAA
This is a messenger RNA of Rattus norvegicus (Norway rat), 5599 nucleotides long. It is a transcript of the gene Jak3, whose product is annotated as Janus kinase 3. Gene Ontology annotation, cellular component: endomembrane system; membrane; cytoplasm. Gene Ontology annotation, biological process: positive regulation of nitric oxide biosynthetic process; cytokine-mediated signaling pathway; regulation of T cell activation. Lineage: Eukaryota; Metazoa; Chordata; Mammalia; Rodentia; Muridae. The record is from RefSeq and is a predicted model, not a curated record. Gene Ontology annotation, molecular function: protein tyrosine kinase activity; non-membrane spanning protein tyrosine kinase activity; ATP binding.